Dicentrarchus labrax (European seabass) is the source of this 6255-nucleotide messenger RNA. RefSeq names its product transcriptional adaptor 2B (gene tada2b). Gene Ontology annotation, molecular function: chromatin binding; transcription coactivator activity; zinc ion binding. The record is from RefSeq and is a predicted model, not a curated record. Gene Ontology annotation, biological process: chromatin remodeling; regulation of transcription by RNA polymerase II. Gene Ontology annotation, cellular component: SAGA-type complex; nucleus. Lineage: Eukaryota; Metazoa; Chordata; Actinopteri; Moronidae. The transcript is spliced from 2 exons. The coding region runs from base 1 to 1482 and encodes 493 amino acids.
AUGGCCGACCUGGGGAAGAAGUACUGCGUGAACUGCCUUGCAGAUGUUACAAACCUGCGGCUUCGCUGCACCGACUGCCCCGAUAUCGAGCUGUGCCCGGAGUGCUUCUCGGCGGGCGCAGAAAUCGGUAACCACCGGAGAUGGCACGGCUACCAGCAGGUCGACGGCGGUCGGUUCUCUCUCUGGGGUCCCGAGGCAGAGGGAGGAUGGACCAGCAGGGAAGAGCAGUCGCUACUCGAUGCUAUCGAGCAAUAUGGAUUUGGAAACUGGGAGGACAUGGCCACUCACGUCGGAGCAUCCCGAACUCCUCAGGAAGUCAUGGAACACUAUGUCACCAUGUACAUCCAUGGAAAUCUGGGUAAGGCUUGCAUCCCUGACAGCAUUCCCAACCGGGUGACCGACCACACCUGCCCAAGUGGGGGUCCCUUGUCGCCCAGUCUCACCACCCCGCUCCCUCCGCUGGACAUCAGCCUGGCUGAGCAGCAGCAGCUGGGCUACAUGCCGCUACGCGACGACUAUGAGAUUGAAUAUGACCAGGAUGCAGAGAAGCUCAUCAGUGGGCUGUCUGUGAACUACGACGACGAGGAUGUGGAAAUUGAAAUGAAACGUGCCCAUGUGGACAUGUAUGUGCGCAAGCUCAGAGAACGCCAGCGACGUAAGAACAUCGCACGAGACUACAACCUGGUGCCCGCGUUCCUGGGCAGAGACAAGAAAGACAAGGAGAAAGAGAAACCAGGAACGCUGGGAGUUGUAGGCACUGCUGGUGGUGUGGGUGGGGCAGGAGCUGGUGGUGGCACAGUCGGAUCAGGUUCCACAACAGCAGCAGGAUCAGGUCCGGUUCCAAGCACACCCAAAAGAAAGAUCACCAAGGAAGAGAAGGAGCAGCGGGUCCGGCUGCGGGGGCUCUGCCAGUUCAUGGCCCAUCGGGAGUUUGAGGACUUCUUUGAGAACAUGCAUAAAGAGCGCGUGCUGAGGGCCAAGGUGCGUGAGCUGCAGCGCUACCGGCGCAAUGGCAUCACCCGUCUGGAAGAGUCUGCUGAAUAUGAAGCCGCACGACACAAACGGGAGAAACGCAAGGAGAACAAGAGUGUGGUCACCUCCAAACGGGGCAGCGGAGGAGGGGGCGGGCUUGGCUCUGGGAUGGGACUCGGGGGUGGAGCUGGAGGGGGAGGAGGUGUCGCUGGAGGAUUAGGGGUUGGUGGUGGGAUCAAAGAAGAGGGCAAGGAUGGCGAGUUUGCCGCCAUCGAGAAUCUGACAGGCUUUGAGCUGCUGUCAGACAGGGAGAAGGUGCUGUGUAACUCUCUGAACCUCAGCCCAGCUCGGUACCUGACUGUCAAAACCAUCAUCAUCAAAGAUCACCUGCAGAAAAGGCAAGGCAUCCCGGCCAAGAGCCGGUUGCCUAGCUACCUGGACAAGGUCCUCAAGAAGCGCAUUCUCACCUUCCUCACAGAAAGUGGAUGGAUAUCCCGAGAUGCCUCUUAGCAGUCCGUCUUUUGUCCGGAAGUAAUGAGCUGAUGAUCGCUGAAAGCUGAUUUGCAAGCUCUGUAGGCGGGAAAAACUACUGGCAUUCACCUUUUUUUUUUUUUUUUUUUAAGGUGACCUUGUGAAUAUGUACAUUGCAAAGGAAGAAGAUGCCCCACUAGAAAAAAGUAUAUUUUCAUACCUGGGCUAGGAACAAAAAUAAGUCUUUAUUUUUACAUUUGGAAUGGGACAGGGGUGAAAAAGUUCUUUGUGCCCAUAUUUGAUGGUAACUAUGAUGCUAACAAGUAUUGCGUAGAUGCAGAGAUAUUUUAGUGUUCUUACAACAGGCUCAUUGAAGAUGUCUAUGGAGAAAUACUAUUUAGAAUCCAAACAGCUGCAGGGCAAAAGCCAUUUCAUGCUGAAAAGACAGGGAAAUAAGAAAGGGUAAAUGUCUGACAGCAUGGCACUGAAGGGUGACAGAAAUAAUCACUGUUGUUAUUUUCCAGGCUCUCUCAAACUCAAAAGCUAAUUUGGUCAAUUUGGUAAUCGUUUCGUCAGUUAAAGCCGGACUUGUCAUGCAACUUGAGUAAUCUGUCAAUUCUCUGUCCUAUUUUUCCCUUCUUACUGCCUACAAUGAAGGAAAAGAAAAAGCAGGAGGGUUCAACCGUCGUCUAGCUUUCUGUGGCACGAGUACACAGUACAGAAAUGCCAAAGAGUAUGCUGAGAGAUAAAUUAGAAACAGUGUUGCCAUUACAUAGUCUGUCCACCAAAGGGCGCUGGCAGGUUUUUUUUUUUUGACUGUAGAAUGUCCCACCCAGUUGGUCACAGUUCUUUAUAAUGUUACUGUGUUGAAAAAAACUAGCAUCAGCUGAUAUAUAACUCUUAAAGCCCCUGAACACUUGGGAUAAGAUCUUGCGUAUUUUUCUGUAGCAUUACAAAUCCAUGCUAAAUAAUCCCAAGUUUAAAAAGCAUCUUUAGGUAUUAUUUAUGAAGAGUUUAACACUCAAAAACUCAGCUCAUCCGCUUUGUCAGGACUGCGUGGGUGUGAUUUGAUGGACAGCGACCAAAACAACCGACCCAACAAGCCACACCCAAUCAAAACCAGCAAGAAGAGCAAAGAGGAAGAAGAAGAAAUGUGUGAGAGUAUCCAUAGCGAGAGAGAUCGUUUUCAGGGCCUUUUAAAUUGGCCUAGAAAAUCCUGUAUGGGUCGGACUCUAAUCUGUAUUUAUUUACAUGUUUAAGUGUGUCAACAGAAAUUCAAAUGGAGGAGAAACUCUUUUCCUCCACGUUGAAUUUGACCCAAAAUGUAUUUAUUUUUACAGAAGCAUCCAGUGCAGCUUUAAAUGUUCUACUGUCCACAUACAAGUGAAGAAGCUGAACGUGUGCAGGCAUCAACCAAUAAUACUUUAAAGGCUUCAGUACAAUUCCAAAAUGAUAGUUUUUUUUGUUUACCAAGUGUGUAUGCAUGGCGGGCUAAUAUUACACCUCUUUACCUUCCACACUGAGAUGGCAGUGUUUCUCCUCAUCGCAUGCUUUUGAGUUUGCUCAUGCUAGAUCUGCAACUAAUAAUUCUUUUCAUUAUCGAAUAAUCUGUCGAUCACUUUCUACAUUAAUAGAUUAGUUGUUGGGGUCGUAAAAAAUGUGAAAAAUGUUUGUCACUGUUUCCCAAACACAUUCAGUUUACUGUCAUCGAGGACUAAAGACACCAGAGAAUAUUCAUAUUUGAGAAGCUGAAAUCAAGAGAAUUUGGACGUUUUUUUUCUUCUUCAUUAAUCGAUUAUCAAAAGAGUUGGCAGUUUAUUUAAUAUUUGAUAACUAAUCGAUGAAUCAACUAAUUGUUGCAGCUCUAACACUAAACACCGGCCCACUUCACAUGCUUCCCAGAUGGUCUGUCAAAGCAGAUGUUACCUGAAGCCUAUCAUUAGUUUUUCAAAGGUACCUUCACUUUGUCUCGAGGGCAGAGCCAUUAGCAGCAGCACUGGUGACUCAUUCUCGUUUUGCUGCUUUUACUGCGAGCCGAGCUGAGCGGCGGCCAUUGUGCUAUUUAAAUGUAAAUGAAGUUAUUGAAUCGGCUGUCAUUUCACAGCAGGAGCUCUAAAAUCACAGAGAAGAAAGGCAUGCGAAUGUGUGGAUGUUACCUAAGCUGGAAUAUGUGCUAGAUUCAUAUUCUUGGCCUCUUUCCUGCGUCUGUAUCUGAAAAGUUUUGGGGUGAAAUGCAGGUAAUGAGUGGCGUUAGUUCAGAAGUGAUAGGCGUUGCAUUAAAAGGGGAUCUUUUUUUGUAGUCACCAGAGAGGAAUGGGCUCCUCUUUGUUGUAGAACUCGUUGUAGACGUGAGAUUGUGGAUCAACUGUGGAGGGUGUUAAGAUUCUGUUAUGAUCAAAAUCAUUCUUACUCAUAUUUCCUCAAUGUGGUGCUCCAAACCAUGUCCUAUUGUAGUCAAACACUACAGCAGAUGUUAGGGGAUAGCAGGUUUAUUCUAUACUUCUCAUAUUGUCAACAAAUCCCAUGAAUAGACCAAAACCAACAAUGAAUUGAUUCUACCAUCAAGUGUUGUUUGGCUGCCCAAAGCCUGAUAUAAACCCAUCAGUGAGUGAGCAUCAUGUUCCUCCAUUACCAUGAGCGCACACACACUGCUUAGUUUAUUUAGACUCUGUCCCACACACACUGUCCCGCUAGCGCUCCAAUGCAUUAAACCGCGGCUGAAGGCUGUCUCCAACAAAUGCACUGUUUUCUCCUGUUUGUUGAAAACUGUCUAUAACAAAAAACAAGAAGCUGUUUUACAGAAAUGAAUGAGCCUUUAUGAAAAAGUACAUAUUCAUGACACAUUCUUCUAGAAGACUUACGUCCUCCAUAGGAACCAGUGGGCUUGGGGCUGAAUGCUGCAGAGAGAGAAGGGGAGUUGGAAACAAGGUGCGAACCUUUCUUUUCAUGGGAUUUGUUGACAGUAAUAAAAAAGAUUUACUAUUCAUCCAAGUGCUUUUCAGCUUGCGUUUUGUUAAUCGACUCCGGGCCUGUGGUACAUUUAGAGCAGUGGUUCUCAACCUUUUUGCUGUCAAGGACCCCCAAACUGAUACACAUCACAUGUGGACCUGUAUUUGAUAAGUAGUCUCAGGGAUCCCUGUCUGAUAAGCUUUAGUUAUUCCCUAACUGUCUGUACUGUAGAGUGGCAGAUUAACAGUGAGGAGUGUGAAACCCACAUCAUAGUCACUCUUUACAUUUUCUUGUUGGGCUAAUGUUUAGUCAAUGGAAUAAUAGUAAAAUUAAAAUGUUUACCAAAUUUCUGGGGACCACCUAAAGGACCCACGGGGGUUUCCCCCAAGUUGAGAACCACCGAUUUAAAGAACCACAGACCUCAUGGUAAACAUUAAAUAUUAUCUUUCCAGCUUUCGUAGCAGGUCAACUCCAGUACAUAGAUGUUUCCUAGAUUACUGCCGCUGGAGUUGGAGUUGUGUGUAUUAUCACCUGUAGUGUGUGUGUUGAUGGUGCAGAUUUAAGCAUUUGAUGUUGAAGCUGAGUAUGAGCAUUGUGUUGGUGUUGGAAUGUUCUAGAAAGGCGACGCUGAUUUCCAGCCUAUAAACCAAACAACAAUGACCUAAAACUGUCAGUUGAAUUUGAUGGUUCUCCUUUGUUUUGUUAUCAGUCCCUCCAGGAUUUCACAGGCUUUUUUGGGGGGAUUGUUGCGACCUAAAAUGCCUGAUUUCACGGCAGCUUUUCUAAAACAAAAAUUGCAAUGCAUCUUGCGAUGUUUUUGCGGGAGAAAGUAAAAAUUGCAAAAAUAGUUGCGAUUAUGUUUUGUUUUAUUUUUAUAAUUCAUUAAAGGUCCAGUGUGUAGGAUUUAGUGGCAUCUGGAGCCAGUGUUUGGUUUGUCCCCACUGGGCUACCAUAGGAAACAUGGCGGACUCCAUGAAAGGUGACCUGUGAUAGACAUAAAAGACUCGAUUCUAAGGUAACAGAAAUAAAAUGAUUCCUAUAUUCAGGUGAUUAUCCACUACUGAAAACCUACCUUAGAUCCUCCUCAAUGUUACACACUGGACCUUUAAACAUUGAUGGCAGCUUGUUCCACUGUUUGGAGGGUAAAAGUGACACGUUUGCGUCGCACAUGUCUACAUGCUCUGGGUCAUUGCUAGAAACAAGGAAGUGAAUUUGGUGAUGUAUGACUCAGCGUUUUGUGCAGAAAACUAAAAUCUUUGGUCAGAUUUGCGGUGACAGGACAAAAUUGCAAGGUUGCACAGAAUUGGCAGGGAUUGGUUGAAUUAGCGUUAAUUGUUGUGAUCGCAGCUUCCUGGAGGGACUGGUUUAUUCCUUUUGAUAGCCGGUAGUUUGAGAUUUUGUUUUUCAAGGACUUUUUUCUCCCCCAUAUUUUGACAGUGGCGUCGUUCUGCAUGUGCAUCCAAAUGUUCCACAUUGUUCAAUAUGGUGUGUUUCGGUGUAAAUGUCUCAAAGGAAAAUAUGACAGUUUGAUUUUUUUUUUCCCAAUGGGGGAAUAUUUUUUGUAAAGGGGGGGUUUCUUACUUUCUGUCACCAAAUGUAAAUUUUGUAAGAUAAAUUGGAAAAAGAAACUAUAAUUACUGACCUGUGAAAUGUACAGUAUUUUGUGUCCUGGAGAGUUUUAUAGCUUUUGUAAUAAAAAACAGAUUUUGGAUUACAAAGAAGCAUUUUGUGAAGCUUUGGGUAUAGUGAUGGCAUGCUGUUGAGCUGUUACCAGUCUGAUACUGUUGAGCUGUUCUGUUGUUGCACAUGACAAGGUAUGUAUAGAGAUGUAUUAAAAGUGCACAUACUUUAUAAUUCUAAAUA